Molecule: messenger RNA, 510 nt
Organism: Arabidopsis lyrata subsp. lyrata
Lineage: Eukaryota; Viridiplantae; Streptophyta; Magnoliopsida; Brassicales; Brassicaceae
Product: threonine--tRNA ligase, mitochondrial 1
Exons: 6
Coding region: 1-510 (169 amino acids)
Biological process (GO): threonyl-tRNA aminoacylation
Cellular component (GO): chloroplast; mitochondrion
Molecular function (GO): threonine-tRNA ligase activity
Source: RefSeq, a predicted model, not a curated record
AUGUUUUGGCAGUUGAACAAGGGAAACGGGAAAUUUUAUGGCCCAUCGAUAGACGUUAGAAUUUCUGAUGCAGUGAAAAAGAAUAUCCAGUGUGGUACUUUACAGCUUGAUUUCCAACAACCUGACCGGUUCAAACUGGAGUACUCGUCCUCAGCUGAGGAUGAAAUGUUUUUCAUAUUGUUAGAGCACUACGAAGGAAAAUGGCCCUUCUGGCUUAGUCCGCACCAGGCCAUAGUGUGCUCUUUGUCAGAAAAACAUCGUUCCUACGCUGAAAAGGUGAGAGAUCAAAUUCACGAAGCUAGAUACUAUGUGGAUGUUGACAUAAGUGGCAGAAAGAUCGAGGAAAAGGUGCGAGAAGCUCAGGCUGCGCAGUACAACUACAUACUGGCUGUGGGUGAUUUCGAAGCUGCAACGGGACAGGUGAGUGUUCGGCGGAGAGAGGAAAACGGUUCAGACUUCGUGGUGAUGAGCAUCGAGGCUUUGCUGGAUGUCUUCAAAGCUCAAGAGUGA